Molecule: messenger RNA, 694 nt
Organism: Racocetra fulgida
Lineage: Eukaryota; Fungi; Glomeromycota; Glomeromycetes; Diversisporales; Gigasporaceae
Source: the annotation of a GenBank genome assembly
AUGGAGAAUUACUAUGAUUAUUCUACGGAUAAAGAUUUUGAUAAAAGUUUCAGUACUGACCAAGAUGAACCAUUAUUCAUUCAUGAUUAUUUGGCUGCUAUGAAGGCAAAACAUUGGUUAGAAGAACAAGAUUCUUCAGAAAUAAUAGAAUAUGAUGAUGAUAGUGAAAAUUCAUUAUCUGAAGAUGAGCAUAUAGAUCGCCAAUUUUUAAAUAUAGAAGAAAAUCAACGAUCACCUUGUGUUAUUAUUGAUAAUUUAAAAGGAGAAAUUAGGCGCUGUAAUUCAAUUAAUAAUCUAAGAUCAAAAUUACAAACAUCUCUUCAAGAAUUGCUAAUGGCUAUUGCAUCCAAUAUAUCUGUGCAAAGUGUUUUGAAAGUAAUGUCUCAAACAUGUGUUAAAAACGACUUAUGUAAAGAUGAUACUAACCAAGUUUUAAAAUUAUUCUCACGGUGGUUGUCAAAUCUUUCAUAUUCUGAAAAUGAAAAUCAAAAAAAAGAAGUAGUGUUGCAUAUGAUGACAUUAUUAGAAAAUCAAAACGCAAAUGAGUUAUCCUCUACAAAUACAACAAAUUGUUUACCUAGUCCACUACUCGUAAAAACUGCUAUGAAGAUUAAUGCAUUCGAUUAUUAUUUAUUUACAGAUAAAAAAUAUGUAAAAGCAGAUGAAUACAGACAGCAUGGAGAAGCAUUAGGAA